Molecule: messenger RNA, 935 nt
Organism: Argentina anserina (silverweed cinquefoil)
Lineage: Eukaryota; Viridiplantae; Streptophyta; Magnoliopsida; Rosales; Rosaceae
Product: ubiquitin-conjugating enzyme E2 1-like
Exons: 6
Coding region: 220-681 (153 amino acids)
Source: RefSeq, a predicted model, not a curated record
CUUCCAUUCCCUUCCUUUCUUCCUUGUCAGAUUUCCUCCAAAUCAGUUUCUCCAGAUUUCAAUAACCCAGCACCACCAUUUAUAUUAUAAGCCAAUAAACAAAAAGCCAAAUCCAAAACCCGCGUCUUCUUCGCUUUUGGCUCCAUUAUAUACUCCGCCAGAUUGGUUUUUGGGUUCAGAAGAACCAAAGAUCAAGAGCCCAUCAAACUCUUUGUGAUUAUGGGAUCGUCGUCUGCUCAGCUCCGGCUCAUGUCCGAUCUCAAAACCAUCAUUAACGAGCCCCCGGAGGGUUGCAGCGCUAGUCCUAUGUCUGAUGAUAACUUGUUUGUGUGGAGCGCGACUAUAUUUGGACCUGAUGAGACUCCUUGGGAAGGUGGUGUGUUCAGUUUGCGGUUGACGUUUAGUGAGCGGUACCCAGAAAAGCCGCCGCGUGUUCGGUUCACGUCCGAGAUGUUCCAUCCGAAUGUUUACCAUGACGGCGCACUGUGCAUGGAUAUAAUUCAGGAUGCAUGGUCACCUUGCCACAACGUAUCGACAAUUUUAACUUCUGUUCAAUCUCUUCUCACUGAUCCAAAUCCUACAAGUCCUGCAAAUCCUGAGGCUGCUCAACUGUAUCAGCAUGACAUAAAAGCUUACAACAAGAGGGUACGCCGAUGUGCUCGUGAUUCCAUCGAGUCCUAGUACCUGUUUGCAGUUUGAUCUGAUAUUUUAAAACUCCUACUUAGGAGAAGGCUUUAGUUUGGCUUUGUCUCAAUCUGCAGCUACUGUAUCUCCCACUUCUGAAAUGUAAUCACGUAGACAAGUUAUGUCAAUAUUACAGAGAAACAUGAUUCGAUUUCAUUUGUGGAACUCAAAAGAGUUCCAAAGAUAAUAAUGCAAUCUCUAAUCUUGGAGUACCGGGAAAGUAUAUUUCUUAUACAUCAUAACCGGAUCAA